This is a messenger RNA of Trypanosoma conorhini, 1755 nucleotides long. RefSeq lists its product as uncharacterized. The record is from RefSeq and is a predicted model, not a curated record. NCBI's taxonomy places the organism in Eukaryota, Euglenozoa, Kinetoplastea, Trypanosomatida, Trypanosomatidae. Bases 1 to 1755 code for a protein of 584 amino acids. Gene Ontology annotation, biological process: protein modification by small protein removal. The transcript has a single exon. Gene Ontology annotation, molecular function: peptidase activity.
AUGCCAGAAAACCACGGAAGCUCCCACGAGCCGUUUGCGAGCGGGGGUGGGGAGAACGCCGGGGCCACGGAGACGCCGGCGGCGCAGACUCUCAAUGCGGUGGCCAAGUCUGUCCAGCGAAAGGCAAGUAUGCCACGGUCGCCAGGGUUCUUCAGCUACGCCCAAAUGAUCGCCAUUGCUGCCUCUUCACGAGGAGCUACUUUUCCAGCACAGGUGAAUCGGACUGCCUCCAAACCACUCCCAUCCUUUUGCCCUCCUGACAAAAGCUGCCUCGAUUUGGCAGUGUCAGACCGCGUGACGCUGGUUUUAUCGACAGUGACUCCGCCACGCUCCCCCGUGGUCGCUACGGUGAUGUUGCACGUGUACGACCUGAGCCUCGGUCUUGUUAAUCGGCACAGUCAGGAACUGCUGGGAUUUCACGUUUCUGGCCUCUACCACAGCGCAGUGGUUUGCUACGGAAUGGAGUUCUUUUUUGGUGGCGGAAUAAGCGCUUUGGGAGCUGGCCGUACGCGUUUUGGGAAGAAGUACGAAACGCUUUUACUUGGCACAACAACAAAGACGCUUUCUGAGUUUAUGACGUGGAUUCGUCAGCUCGAGGAGGACAAGUAUCACGCGAGUGCGUACCACCCGAUUGAAUGCAACUGUCACAGCUUUACCAACGAUGCUGUAACCUUUCUACUCGGUUCAAGCACUGCCAUGCCUUCGUUUCUUUUCACCACCACCGAGCAGCUUUGCAAAUCGGGGCUGGGCACAGGCGUGGUGGAGCUCUUGACAUGUUACUCCCCAUACACAAACUACAUCAUGAAUCGUGGGCGGCACCAACAAGGGCUGGAACAGCUGCGCGCCGCGAUGUCUGUUACAAUGUCUGCAGCUGCAUGCGCUCUAAACACGGAACCACCCCCGUGUGUUGUUCUCUUCCGCGUAGAUGACCCUCUCAAGGGUCGCAAGGCCUUUGAAUCACUCAAGCCGUAUGUGGAGCAGUUGCAAGAACGCAGGCAAGUCGGCCCAGACGCCAAACUGGCCUUGAUAUCCGCAGAGCUCAUCGGUGCAGGUGUCGAGACGAUGGAUCCGAUGAUUUUUACUGAUUAUGCCGAUCUCAUUGUCCGUAUUUUGGUCCACACACAUAGAACGCUGUGGGGACCCGUGCUGAACUCUCUGCGUAUAGCUCUGCUACACAAGGGGGUGUUGUGCGCCUGUCUUUCCCACCCUACUUUCUCUGGUUUACUGGCAAUUGGUGCGCGGGAUUUUCUAAACAUGACUCCUGACGGCAAACUUGCGCUGCUGCGGGUUUUAUGCAAUUUGUCUUCGAGUUUUCAAGGCGCUCUGACACUGAAUUCCAACCGGUUUGCUUUUCUAUGGGUGAGCGUCGUCGGACUGGCGCUCGCGGAUUAUAAAAACGGUGCCAUUGUUUACACGGGCGCCACCCUGGCCGUAGAUUUGGCACAUGCAUUUGUCCUGACGAGACUUCCUCAGCUGUCGCAGGAACAUGCUGCAUCCAGUUCUUUUCUUCGCAUUAGUCGGUUGGUGACAGUUCUGCUCUUUUACCUGCAGCACUGGCCCCAAGGGCGAAUACCAGAGGCGACGAUGAACAUGAUGCUUCUUGCCCUCUUCUUUCUCAUGUCCAGCAGUCGAAAAGUUGUAGACUUUGCGGCAAACCAUGGAUUCAGACUAAGCUAUGACUCCAUGCUAAAGAGGGCACAGACGAACGAGAGUAAAGCACUCCUUGCUCUCAUGCAUGCCCUUGAGCGGCCUUGA